Molecule: messenger RNA, 1957 nt
Organism: Aedes albopictus (Asian tiger mosquito)
Lineage: Eukaryota; Metazoa; Arthropoda; Insecta; Diptera; Culicidae
Product: protein ref(2)P-like
Biological process (GO): endosome organization; aggrephagy; mitophagy
Cellular component (GO): aggresome; amphisome
Molecular function (GO): zinc ion binding; protein kinase C binding; K63-linked polyubiquitin modification-dependent protein binding
Source: RefSeq, a predicted model, not a curated record
CAAGGAUCGCGAUGACUCCAAGGAAAGCCGUGAGGAAAAGGAACGUAAAGAACGCAAGCAACGUCGAGAGCGUUGCGCAAAAUCAUCCGAGGAACGCCGCGGACACCGUCAUCGGUUCGGACAUGGGUUCAACUUUUCUCAUCUGAUCAAUCAGGUCAUCGAUCCGGCCAACAUUCAGUCGGCCUUUAUCUCGGCCGACGCUGCAGCAGCUGCUGCUGCGGCCGCCGCUGAAUCCGCAGAGGAAGCAGUCCGAGCAAGCAUGGCCAACUGCCCGUUGUUUGCUGCGGCAUCUACAAGUCAUUCGACUUCUGCAUCAGCGUCUGCUUCGGCUUCCGCUUCAGCAUCGGCGCCGACUCAGCCUGAAGCUAGCGCUUCAACCACCACUGAGAAACCCCAAGAAGCUGCUUCAUCUUCGUCAAUGAACGCAGAGCCACAAGCUCAACAACCCUCAACAUCUGGCACCACUUCGCCAAACACUCCCAAACAGGCCCAAGAUGUGAUCGAUCUUUCUUGGCUUGCUCCAACUCCGGAGAGCAUUCAGAAAAUCAAUCAAACCUUCUCAAGAAUUUUGGAUCCACUCGGAAUGAACAUCGAAAUCCGUUCGAAUGGUUCUCCAAAACCGGCCCAAACUCAAACUCCUACUGAGGAGAAGAAGGACAAGACAACCGAAACGGCCAACACCCCCACCACCAGUACUCCCAGUCAGACGCCGCCAGGAGGUGCUGGAACUAGCAGCAAGGCCACCGAGAUGGAUCCCAUCGUUGAGCUCGAAAAGAAACUGGAAGCCGUUCUGAUGGAUCAACCUAAGGCGAAAAAGACCUUGGAUCAGACCGAUACUACUCUGGAAAGUAGCUAUGAUGACGAUUGUUCUUCGGUCAGCAGUGUCUCGUUGUUGAGUGACAAUGAUGAUUCCAUGGGAGCCGUAGCUAAAGCCGAAAAGAGAUGGACCAUGUUGGAUAUUCCCAACGACGGUUCACCUGAUGCGACUCAGAAAUCUGCGGAAGAACCUAUGCAGGAAGCCAUAGCGGUGAAAGCACCAGAGCCUGUCAUUGCUUCCACAUCAUCUAUCCCUGCUACACCCGCCGCAACAGCAGCUGGAAGUUACCCGGAAGCAGGUUCUGCUUCUUCCGCUAACAACGGCAGUACUUCCAAGCCAAUCGACUACGAACAGCUGGGCAAAGCUUUGAAGCAACAUCUGGAAGCUGAGCAACAGGCAGCUGCUGCAGCAACAAAGAACGCAUCUCCCAGCCCGGCGCAGUCGCCUGCUGAGGUUCCGAAGAAAGCAGUGACACCCCCAGCGGCAGCGGUAGCAGCGAUGUCGAUUCCGGUUGUGCAACCCAGACCUGCAGCCAAUGUUAUAUUCAGUCACAGGCCUCACGUCAACCAUGCCGUUCACACCAUGAUGGCCAUGGGCUUCAGCAACGAGGGAGGUUGGCUCACGCAGCUGCUGGAUUCGGUCAACGGAGACAUCCCGAGGGCUCUGGAUCUGCUGACGCCGCAUAAGAUCAAUCCUUAAAUUUCUACUAUCUAUUACUACCUAUGUAUUGGGCUAUUCUGUAGUACUUUCGAUAUGCUAGUGAUAACAAUAACAAACUAUUCAAUGUUAGCAAUACAACUAACAAACACAACAACACAAAUUACAUGCCACACACUGUUUUUGUGACGUUCGAUAAGAAUAUUGUUGGCCGUAGUAGCUGCAACGUGGUGAUAGCAAGUAGGAUGUAAGAAUUUUACUCACAAACACAGAUUAUUAUUUUGAGUACCUCCCUCCCUGAUUGAAUGACUUAUUGUUUUACAAAACUAUUGAAUUUGGCUUUACUCUGAAGGCUGUAGUAUACAUAUACGAUUGUUUAUUUUAUCAAUCCUUUUACUACAUUUAUGAUCAAUAUUACAUAUUAUUAUGUAUUCAAUAUGCAAAUGCAAAAAAAGAACAAAAUAAAUAAAAUAAAAAUCAUUA